CUGUUAGGAGAGGAAUGGUAAACUUCCUUUUUGGUCACAUUUCAAGAGGAAGCUGGGUGGAGGACCCAGCAAUUACGAACACCGCACCCCUCGCAACGGAUUUCGAUGGUGGCCGUCGGCCGUCGGCGCCGGUCCAAAACGCGUUCCUGCAACCCGAGAUUCGUCGCUGGACAGAUCGAAGCCUCCCACCCUCCAGCUGGGGAUGCGUGACAUAGGGGAUGAUUUUGGUCAAACAGUGAAAAGCAGCUUUGAGGAAACCGGCGUGCCAAUCCAACGGCCCCCACUUUCGAGGCACGCUUCCUCGGUGGCCCAGUUCACUGCACUCCUUGAUGUACAAGGCGGGCAAGGGAAACCGUCACAAAGUGUUGUUGACCUGACCCGGACAAUUAAAAAGACAUCUGCAUACCCAUACACCGGUGGUGCGUUCGGCGACAUAUGGAAGUGUUACUGGUUCAGGGACCCCGAAGAUGAUGGCCCAGAGGUGGUUGCUGUUAAGGCGAUGAGAACCAAUAUCAUGAGUGAUAAGGGGAAGGAGAAAAAACGCUUUCAUCGGGAACUAGGGGUGUGGAAGCGGUUGGAUCACAAAAACAUCACGCCACUGUAUGGAAUAGCCUUUGGCUUCGGGUUUUACCCAGCAAUGGUAUGCCCAUGGGCACCCAAUGGCGCACUUAGUCAAUACUUGCAACUACACCACCCAACACUUUCUUUAGCUGAAAUGUUCCAGAUCCUUGACGACGUGGCGAGCGGAUUACAGUAUUUACACAACAACCAUGUUACCCACGGUGAUCUGACUGGGAACAAUAUUCUGAUGUUUGGUGAUGGCAGAGCCCUUCUUACUGAUUUCGGCAUGUCCACAGCUCUGAAGGAAUUGUGGGGAUCCGAUUAUUUCACCGAGUCUGCCCGAGGGACUCUCCGGUGGGCUGCCCCUGAACUUUUCCAAUGUGACGAAGAAAGUGGGGUGUCGGGAUUUGCGGAACCGCCAUGUGACGUAUACUCCUUUGGCAGCAUCAUUCUCCAGGUGUUAUCGGGCAAAGUUCCGUACUUCUAUUUAAACUCUGAUACGCAGGUGGUCGGAAUGGUGGUCAGAGGGAUCCGGCCAGAGCGCCCUCGGAAACCAAGGAUCGACGACGAACAGUGGGACAUCAUUCAGUGGUGUUGGACGCUAGACGCAACUCAGCGACCGGAAAUUGGAGAGGUCGCUGACGCCCUGAACUCGCUAAGACUACAGAAGCUAACUGCUGUCGAUGGCGACCUAGACAUCGUCAGUCAGGGUUCUAACCAACACGUCCAUCCGCCAUAAAUGACGUCGAGUGCCUGAAUCUGAGACAUGUACAUAUAUGCCUACGCACUUUUUCACGCCCGGGGUAAAUGCGGAUUUCCCCUUCGUUUCUACACACCAUACAGAAGAUGGUCCCUGGU
Molecule: messenger RNA, 1419 nt
Organism: Pisolithus orientalis
Lineage: Eukaryota; Fungi; Basidiomycota; Agaricomycetes; Boletales; Pisolithaceae
Product: kinase-like domain-containing protein
Exons: 7
Coding region: 203-1300 (365 amino acids)
Biological process (GO): protein phosphorylation
Molecular function (GO): ATP binding; protein kinase activity
Source: RefSeq, a predicted model, not a curated record